AUGCCUUAUCCUCUCGCAACCCACGUCCUGACUGUGGACCCCAACGUUAUCCACAAGGUCGACACCUCAAAUCCUCAGAACCUCUACAGCAUGUGGACUGUCUUUGCCAAGUGCGCAGAGUCUGUUGAGCAGGGCCGCAGGUUAGAGAACCUCAGCUGGCGCAUGUGGAACCACGAGACGUUCUGCUGCGCUGAAGAAGAAGAGGCCUCUAUCACCGCCACCAGCCAACCAAGAGAGAUCCCCCAAACCGGCAGAUUACAAGACCUUCCUCAACUAUCCGGCAGCGUCGAGUCUGAGAACGACGACGAAGCUGUCGAGUUUGCUUCCAACUCAGUUCCCCUUGAGAUCCGUCCCCAGAUCCAAAGACAAGACUCCUGUGCCAGCAGCCGCAGCAGAGGCAAGGAACGCCACAUCACCUCUGGUGACUUCGAGAAGAUGGUAGUCUCCAUCAUCAAGGAGAACGAGCCUCUCUCCGCACCUCUUCCCCAGAUCACAUCACCUUAUAUGCCUCCCCAGAAGGAGACGCCCGACCUGGCUCCUGCUUCCCCCGCCUACGAGCACUCCGGAUCCACUACUACCGAGUCACCUUGCAAAUCCUCGGAGGAGGAGCACUCACAAGAGCCUCCCUCGCCCGAGAUUACUUCUCACACCACCGUUGUUCGCGGCUUCUCUCCCUCCCAGGUCCCGAUUCACCGUGCUGUUGCCACUCCUCCCAAGGUCGUCUCGCCUGCUGCCAUCCCUGAGCCUAGCUCAUCGCCUGCUGCCAAGCGUAUCCAGUCCAAGAAGCAGCCCAUGUUUGCCCUUGGCGGAUCUUGCUCCUCAAGCGAGCAGGGCCAAAGCAUUGACAACCUGCGUCCCAUUCCGGCCCCUGCCCCGAAGCGCAAGAUGUUCCAGGUUGGCGGCUCUUCCGAGGAAGACAGCUCCCUGAAGAGCGCCCUUGCCUCCAGGCCGAGCUCGCUUCUCAACGGACAGAAGAAGACGACUUCUUUCGCCGAUCACGUCCUCACCCGCACCAUUACUGAUGAUAACUCGGCCAUUGCCGACGACUCGGAAACUGACUACGUGGACGAGAGCGCCAUUGAUGACGACGACGACUCUUCCGACUGGGAAGACUCGAUUGAGGAUAGCAACAAGUCUAGCAUUGACGAGAAGACCUUCUUCCAGCGCGUCGACUCCAAGGUCAACCUGACAUCUCGCCGUUCGCUGAUUACUCUCAUGAUUGACGAGCAGAACGGUCGCUCUAGAAACCUCGGCAACAUUGCCUCCCAGUCUACCUCGGCACUACCCUGGUCGCGCACUAGCCACCCGGCACCUCCCACCUUGGCCGUCUCUCCUAACGACUCUGAUGACGCUCCUCUCAUGAUGAAGCGUGGUGUGCGCUCAUCCCCUCUGAAGCCCAUUACUGAGGUGCCUCGGUCUGCCGCUCAGCCCAUCGUGGCGACGGCUAGCCACAGCCAUCUUCAGGCCGCGCUCUCUCCCCGAACGACCCGACGCAACAUGCUCGCAACCGAGCUGACCGAGUCUCUCCGACGUAACCUUCUCUGGGAGCGUCAGCAGAAGUCGUCGACGGCCAAUGCCGUCCUUAAGCGGCGCCACACCUCCCACGACGUUGCCAACCUGAAGCAGUACCCCGAGAAGGUCUGCAUGAAGAAGACUGAGGAUGCCCCAGUUCCUCCUCAGUACUUUUCCAAGGAUACGGACAACUUCGGAGGCUACCACUCCAAGGGAUGGUAA
Messenger RNA from Colletotrichum truncatum, 1734 nucleotides. RefSeq lists its product as uncharacterized. Gene Ontology annotation, biological process: negative regulation of transcription by RNA polymerase II; regulation of nitrogen utilization; mitochondria-nucleus signaling pathway. The record is from RefSeq and is a predicted model, not a curated record. Gene Ontology annotation, cellular component: cytoplasm. NCBI's taxonomy places the organism in Eukaryota, Fungi, Ascomycota, Sordariomycetes, Glomerellales, Glomerellaceae.